AUGAACUUCACCAGAAGAUCCGUCCCCUUCAACCCAUCCACCGACAUCCCCUCGCUACAAGGCAAAGUCAUCCUUGUAACAGGCGGCAAUAUCGGACUAGGCAAGCAAACAGUCCUUGAAUACGCAAAGCACAAUCCGGCGCUGAUCUGGCUCGCCGCACGGAAUCCAACCAAAGCCCAAGCCGCCUUUGACGACAUCAAGUCGCUUCUACCGAAGCCCUGCCCAACAACAAUAAGACUCCUUGAGCUUGACCUCUCAUCGCUGGAAUCCGUCAAAAGCGCCGCAACAACCGUCCUCGCCGAAUCAACACGCCUCGACAUCCUCAUGCUCAAUGCAGGCAUCAUGGCCGUCCCGCCCGGCCUCACAAGCGACGGAUACGAAAUCCAAUUUGGAACGAACUAUCUAGGCCACAUCCUCCUCGCACGCCUUCUCACGCCGCUCCUCGAGCGCACAGCAUCUUCUUCUUCUUCUUCUUCUGCAUCUGACCCUCCUUCCAACCCCCGCAUAAUCCUCCUCUCAUCCUACGGCCACAACUUCACGCCCAAACCUCACGGAAUCGUAUUCUCCUCCCUCCGCACAGACGGCUCAGACCUAGGCCCCUACGCCCUCUACGGCCAGAGCAAAUUGGCCCUGAUCCUGUGGGGCAAGGAAGCUGCGAAGCGUUAUCCAACUUUAACCAUCGCGAGCGUGCACCCGGGCGUCGUGCAGACGAAUCUGGCGAAUGGGGCGACUGGGUCGCCGUGCUGGGUGCAGGUGCUUGGGAAGCUCGCGUACCAUGUUCUUACGGGUGUGGAGCAAGGCGUGAGGAAUCAGCUUUGGGCGUCGGUGAGUGCGGAUGUUAAGUCGGGGGGUUAUUAUGUGCCCGUGGGCAUUGAGGGGACGGAGAGUGUGUUGGCGAAGGAUGAGGAGUUGGCGGGGGAGUUGUGGGCGUGGACGGAGGGGGAGAUUGGACGGUUUUUGGGUUAG
Molecule: messenger RNA, 966 nt
Organism: Aspergillus mulundensis
Lineage: Eukaryota; Fungi; Ascomycota; Eurotiomycetes; Eurotiales; Aspergillaceae
Product: oxidoreductase, short-chain dehydrogenase/reductase family
Exons: 1
Coding region: 1-966 (321 amino acids)
Molecular function (GO): oxidoreductase activity
Source: RefSeq, a predicted model, not a curated record